GAAGUUCCUCCUUUUUAAUUGUGCUCUUUCUUGUUUGCUCUGGUUUUUGCCUUUUCCAUCUAUUUUUCAACUGUGAUUGGGGUGUUGGAAACUUUAAGACCCGUUAUUCUUCUGAGUCUAAUUAAUAGUUUCUAAAGUCUGCAGUUUUGGGCUCUUGUUGCUGCUUCUGAAAGUUUCUAUCUUUGUAAUUUGUUUUUAUGUGGAACUUUCAUUUGCUUAUCAUGCUUCUAAUAGUUGGGACCAUCUUCUAACUAGAGUGGAUUAGUGGAACACUUAUUUGUUAAGUGGUGUUGAUCACAUAUUAAACUCUUCGGCUGUUAGUGUGUAGCAAAUGUCCUUCCGCAGUAUUGUUCGUGAGGUAAGGGACGGAUUUGGAAGCUUAUCAAGGCGGGGUUUUGAGGUAAGGCUUCCUGGUCAUCAUAAGGGCAAGUCAAACAGUUCGGUCCACGAGUUGCACAAACACCCACCAGUUAUACAGAACAGUCGAUGGGCUAGCCUUCCACCUGAGCUUCUUCGUGAUGUUAUUAAAAGAUUGGAAGAAAGUGAGAGUACGUGGCCUGCUCGUAAACAUGUGAUUGCAUGUGCUGCUGUGUGCAAGUCCUGGAGAGAAAUGUGCAAAGAAAUUGUUACAAGUCCUGAGUUCAGUGGGAAGAUUACUUUUCCUGUCUCACUGAAGCAGGUGAGACUUUCAUUAUCUUCUAUCCUGUGGCCAAGAUAUAUUUUAAAAGAUCUGGUUGAUGCAUGAGAGAUAUAAUCAUAUUUGCUUUUUGAUUGACCCAUUUUAUAGCCCGGUUCAAGGGAUGGAGCAAUCCAGUGUUUCAUCAAGAGAGACAAAUCUAAUCUGACUUACCACCUAUUCCUUUGUCUUAGCCCUGCACUGCUUGUUGAAAAUGGAAAGUUUCUUCUUUCUGCGAAGCGAACAAGAAGAACAACGUGCACAGAGUACAUUAUAUCAAUGGAUGCAGAUAACAUAUCAAGAUCCAAUAGCACUUACAUUGGAAAACUAAGGUCAAAUUUUCUUGGCACCAAGUUUAUAAUUUAUGAUACACAGCCUCCCUAUAACAAUUCUCAGCUGUCUUCUCCAGGCCGAAGCCGUAGGUUUUAUUCAAAAAAGGUUUCUCCAAAGCUCCCUAGUGGCAGCUACAAUAUUGCACAGAUCAUGUAUGAGUUGAAUGUCCUUGGAACUAGGGGCCCACGCAGGAUGAACUGCACCAUGUACUCAAUCCCUACAUCAUCCCUUGAACCUGGGGCCACUGUUCCAGGCCAGCCAGAGCUCCUUCCUCGCUCCCUCGAAGACUCCUUCCGGAGCAUAUCCUUCUCAAGAUCAAUCGACAACUUCACUGAGUUUAGCAGCUCUAGAUUCUCAGACAUUGUUGUGGCCGGAAAUGAAGAGAAUGAGGGAAAGGAAAGACCUCUAAUUCUUAAGAACAAAGCACCAAGAUGGCAUGAGCAGCUUCAAUGUUGGUGCCUCAACUUCAGGGGAAGGGUGACUGUUGCCUCUGUCAAGAAUUUUCAGCUCAUUGCUGCUCCGCAGCCUCCAGCCGGCGCCCCUACUCCAUCAUCUCAGCCAACACAAUCUGAUCAUGACAAGAUUAUUCUUCAGUUUGGCAAGGUGGGCAAGGAUAUGUUUACUAUGGACUAUAGAUAUCCCCUAUCUGCAUUUCAGGCUUUUGCCAUUUGCUUGACUAGCUUUGACACAAAACUGGCAUGUGAAUAGUGACAAUGAGAGAUAUGGUACAAGUUAUAGGAUUCAAUCUCCAUUUAUGUAUGGAUGGUGAGGCUUCAUGGAGCAUUGUACACCUCAUAGUGUUAACUGUAAAGUACAGAACAACCUGUGCUCAAUGUUAUUUUUCUUUUCUUUUCUUUUCUUCUUAUCCUUUCAUGUUAGUCUGCCAUGAACUUUGUCAAAUGUGUUGCUUCACCCAAUGUUACCCUAUGGGUUCUCCCAAUGUUAGGCUCUCCUCAACCAAAAACAAAAAAACUUUGGUAUGCUUAGUACAUCAUUAUUUUAACUCAUGAAUAUCAUUUUUGUUGUUAAGAGUAUGAGUCAAGCAAUUCAUGAACUAUUCAAGCUUGGCAUUAAAUGCUUAAGUUAUUUAUUUAGUUUAUUGAUCAAACACAAACAUAAAAUUAUAUUUGAUUAUUUAAAUGAUAUAAAUCUAAGUUUGUGAAC
Abrus precatorius (Indian licorice) is the source of this 2173-nucleotide messenger RNA. RefSeq names its product tubby-like F-box protein 8. The coding region runs from base 956 to 1717 and encodes 253 amino acids. Gene Ontology annotation, molecular function: protein binding. The transcript is spliced from 4 exons. The record is from RefSeq and is a predicted model, not a curated record. Lineage: Eukaryota; Viridiplantae; Streptophyta; Magnoliopsida; Fabales; Fabaceae.